This is a messenger RNA of Orbilia oligospora ATCC 24927, 1212 nucleotides long. RefSeq lists its product as uncharacterized. The record is from RefSeq and is a predicted model, not a curated record. Gene Ontology annotation, cellular component: membrane; mating projection tip. The coding region runs from base 1 to 1212 and encodes 403 amino acids. NCBI's taxonomy places the organism in Eukaryota, Fungi, Ascomycota, Orbiliomycetes, Orbiliales, Orbiliaceae. The transcript is spliced from 2 exons. Gene Ontology annotation, biological process: conjugation with cellular fusion.
AUGAUUAGCAUCGCCAGGUUCGCCAAAGCGGCGCCAUGCACAAAACCACUCCUUGGUUUCGCCUCUCUAGCUCUCAUGAUCGCGUUCAUCUUCUCCACUGUCAUCGUCACAGCUGGAAAGCAAGAAAGCAGCAAGGGACUAUACAUCGUCUCUUUCGAGUAUGAUGUCCCAGCUAGCAAUAACAGACUCGUCAGGCGUCAGCAGGAUGACGAUGAAACCACAACCAUUGUUCAGACUCGUUCCGUUGCUACGAUCUCUCAAACGAGAACCGUUGCACCAGAACCAACUGAGGAUCCAGCUCCAGAAGAAAAAAAGGAAACCACUACUCCUGCUUCUUCCCCCAUGCCAACGCCUACUCCAAACCUCAAGCUUCAAGAGAAAUUUAAACAAGCAGUCGAAUCCCUUAUUGAAGACGACAAAAUGAACGCCACUAUCCAGUUCAACCACGCUCGUGUCAGCUACAGCGGAAUCUGUGUCGAGGUUACUUCUAUGGAAGGAAUCAAGGGUGCCCAAUGGAGAUGUGGACCUGUCAAUACCACUGAAGUCCUCGGAGCCACCGCUGGCGGCGAUCCAUUCGAUCUCAUUGGCGUUGCCGCAUUCUUCAAGGAUAAGAUUGCAUUCUCCCUUCCAUGGUGGGUCGCAACUGUCUGCUUGGGUAUCGCCAUGUUGUGCCAAAUGUUGUUGAUGCUUCCACUCCUUCCUAUCCCACCUGUCGUCCAGAAGGUCACCGCCGUUCUCGCCCUCCUUGGAUGUACCGCACUUCUUGGAGGCUUGGUCCUACAGCACGUCGCUGCUAACACCGUUGCGUCGCUGUCUCUCAAGUUGACCAUGGGAACCGUCAACGCUCACGUCGGAAGAAUGAACCAGGCUCUCGGAUGGACUGGUUUUGCUUUGUCCCUGCUUGCAAAUAUCGGAAUCUGGGUUAUCGUGGCCGCUGAAAUGGCAAUUGAAAAGGGAGAGCAAAUGAUGAACCAUGCUACCGACGCCGCUAUCAACAAGGUUGAAUCAAAACUUCCAUAUGGCAACCCCGGACAGAACAGGAGCUUCAGCGGAUCGAGCACCGCUAGCAGCGGCCUCGGAAGGUCGCUCAGGGAUAACGGUCCAGAUGUUCUUCGAGGAUUGGCUAAGGCCAAGACAAGGGGCGAGGCAUUGAGUGCUGUCGCUGGUGGAUUUAGAAAUGAGAAGAAUCAUCAGCCCCAUAACAUGGUCUAG